Molecule: messenger RNA, 1581 nt
Organism: Chrysoperla carnea
Lineage: Eukaryota; Metazoa; Arthropoda; Insecta; Neuroptera; Chrysopidae
Product: phenoloxidase-activating factor 2-like
Exons: 7
Coding region: 12-1520 (502 amino acids)
Biological process (GO): proteolysis
Molecular function (GO): serine-type endopeptidase activity
Source: RefSeq, a predicted model, not a curated record
AUGAUUUAAUAAUGAAUUUAAAAUUUUUGCCCAUUUGUGUCAUUAUUUUUGUGAAUUUAUUUUUACAAUCACGACAGUAUCGUAAUGAUUUAAUUGUUAGGAAUGAAGUGGAGGUAUUAGUUCCAAAGUUUUUAAGUGGAAAAGAUGAUAUACUAAACAGUAUUUUACAAAAAAUCAACAUAUUAUCUCAAACAGUGUCUGGGUCUACAGCUACCACAAUACCUCCCCCAACAACAACAACAGCUCGUGCCUUAACUCUCGCAGGAUGUGCAUGUUAUGCCGUAUCGACAUGUUCUAAUGUAAGAGACGCAUCAGGAAAUCGAGCAGUUCCUGCUACACGAACGACUCCAUGCCCAUAUGGAAUGUUGUAUUGUUGUCCUCAAAAUACAACUACUCCAACAACAGCUCCACCAACUAAUGUAACAACUGCUCCUCCAACAACAGCACCUCCACGUAAUGUAACAACAGCUCCUCCAACUAAUGUAACAACUGCUCCUCCAACAACCGCACCUCCAACUAAUGUUACAACUGCUCCACCAACAAAUCAGAACAACACAGCUGGCUGUGGUUGCUACAAUGUAACAUCAUGUGCAUCUAUAACUGAUGGAAGUGGUGUUAUUGACCUGAGGAUUGUGACGCCUAAUUGUCCCAACGGAUCAAUAUAUUGUUGUCCAGGAAACAGAGCAGCAAAUGUAAUUACUCCAGCAGGUACAGAGAUGCAAUUAGUGAAUAUAACAGGAUGUGGUAUACGCGCAACUAUUCCAUCUAACAUUAUGGUUGAGCCUGGACAAGCUCGAUAUGGUGAUUACCCUUGGGUUGCAGCAAUAUUAACUAUGGACAACGAUUUUGUUUCUACUGGUGUUUUAAUCAGUAAUCGUCAUGUUUUGACUGUUGCUCAUAGGGUGAAUGAGUAUAUUUUAUCCGAAAAUGCUGAUUCUGAAUUGAAAGUUCGACUUGGAGAUUGGGACGCCAUUGGGACAGUUGAACCUAUAAAACCUGAAGAAUAUCAAAUUGUGGACGUAGUAGCACAUCCAAAUUACAAUCCAUUUGAUUUACAUAAUGAUCUAGCAAUAGUUGAAAUAACACCGGAUGUACAAUUAGGAACUAAUCCUGCAAUCAAUACAGCUUGUCUACCAUCACCGUCAACCUCUUUCGUUAAUCAAGAAUGUUGGGUAGCUGGUUGGGGUUUUGAUUCGCUAAUGGCAGGCAAUUUUCAACCAAUACUACGUGAGGUGCAAGUUCCAGUUGUAGAUCCAGCAAUGUGUGAAAAUUUGUUACGGCGAACCGAAUUAGGAAACAAUUUUCAAUUAUAUAUGAGCUUUUUAUGUGCAGGUGGGCGACCAAUGAUGGAUGCAUGCCUGGGCGAUGGGGGAGCACCGUUAGUAUGUGAAAGUACGAAUCAUCAGUGGACUGUGGUGGGCUUAGUAUCAUGGGGUAUUCGAUGUGGUGAGCCGGAUAUUCCAGGAGUUUAUACGAAUGUAUCAGCCUUAUUACCUUGGAUAAACUCUCAAAUUAGAUAAUUAGAUUUAGAUAAAUGGUUGUGAUUUGUUAAAAAAUUUGUUAAAGCAUUUACUUGAAUAA